Penaeus vannamei (Pacific white shrimp) is the source of this 680-nucleotide messenger RNA. The record is from RefSeq and is a predicted model, not a curated record. NCBI's taxonomy places the organism in Eukaryota, Metazoa, Arthropoda, Malacostraca, Decapoda, Penaeidae.
UCGCUCCUCGCCAGUUGCCACCGGCGGAGCGUCAGUUUGUUUACAUCCCGAGAGAGCAGAGAGUACGACACCCCGAUGACACCUGAGGGGACCACCGCCUUUCAUCUCUGAGUUUGGACUUGAAUCCCCCUCGGGAGACGGCGUGAAGUAGAUCUUCGUGGUCGUCAGAACUUCCGAGGACUUUUCAUGUAGGGGCUUUCGGAAGAAGAGGAGGUUGCCCCGUUUUUUCUCUCCAUAGGAAUCACAAGUCUUAUUUAUUUAUUCCAACCCAUUCCUCUGAGGGGUUAAGUCAACAGAAUGGUUCGGAUACAGGUGAAGACUUCCACGGGGGUGUCAAGUCCUCUGGGUGUGAAGAGCUUGCUGGUGUUCACGGUGCUGCUGCUGGCGUGGCUGGCGGGGUUCCUGUCCAGGCUCUUCGCGGUGAUAAGGUUCGAGAGUAUCAUCCAUGAGUUCGACCCAUGGUUUAAUUACAGAGCAACAGCUCAUAUGGUCAAGCAUGGAUACUACAACUUCCUCAAUUGGUUUGAUGAGAGAGCCUGGUAUCCUCUUGGAAGAAUUGUAGGAGGCACAGUAUACCCAGGCUUGAUGGUCACCUCGGGAAGCAUACACUACAUUCUUAAUAUGCUUAACAUACCUGUACAUAUUCGUGACAUCUGUGUUUUCUUAGCACCAAUUUUCAG